UUUUUCGUUUUGAGAAAUUAAAAUUUUAUUUCUAAAUAUGGCUGCCCUCGUCAAACAACAAACAGCGAAAAAACUUAUUUUUUGAACAAUAGCAAGAGUUUAAACUAUGUCAGCAUACAAAGAGAGUAUUUUAGGGGCAAAAGUGUCAAGCCUACACAGAGUGAUAGAAAAUGGACGCCAACGAUACCUUUGUUUCACAAAAAUGGCUACAAAUUGGUCUCUGAAUGUAACGGACGGCAUUGAUGUCUGGCGGCUUGAGUUGGACGAAGAUGAGUUGGAAUCACAUCGAGAGUUGUCAGAGACGUCAACAAAAGAGGCGUUCCUGUUAAAAAUUAGGAAGGGCUUUACAGAUGGAGAUCUCUCUGUUGCCAUGAUAGGAAAUAAGAUAACCCUGACGAUUGGCAAGGGAGCAGUUGCACUGACCUUUGAUCUUUAUGAAAGUAAGGCAGCUGAAAAGAAAACUGAAUUUCAGGAUAUUUUGUUCAAAUUAGCAUUGUACUCUACGAAAAUUGAAGAGGAACUUGCAACAGCAAACAGAACAAUGGAUAAUUUGAAGGCCCAGGCUGGCAACACUGGUGCAGGGAAUGCAGUCAUGGAUUUAGGUUCUAAACGAGAGGCUCAUGGGAAAAACAAACCAAAGAAAGUUGGCAUGAGUGUAGUGAAUCCAACCAGUAAAAAGAGAAAAGCUGCCACGGGGGUCGUGUUCGACUGAUGUUGGUACCACGGUUGUUUUGUUUUUUUUAUUGUUUAACUAUAUUUUAUAAAGGCAGCAUGUGAGUGUUAUGUGUAACAGCAACUAGGUCCUAAAUGUUGAAAAUCUAGUAAAGGGAGACUACUUUGCCGCUUUGGAUACAUUGAACAGAGAUGCUGAGAUAGACAAUUUCAUGUGUGUUUACAGAAUUGUUGAAAACCUUUGAAUUCAACUGACCAUGAAUAUCCUCAAAUUCACAGUAAUCACAAAUAUUUGUCAUUUUCAUGUUUUUUAUUUUGUUUACAAGAAUAAACAAAUGCAAUACUAUGCAUGAUAAAGAUAAGAUUAAUGGUUAAACUUUUACUUAGAUUAUAUGUUACAUCAUCCUUGCUAACCAAGGAACUUAUAUCUGGAUGUCUAUAGAAUAGUUUUAUUUUAGUAUCAUUAUUUCAGACACUGGUCUUUAUGAAAAGGUAGAUAUAUAUUGGAAAUACUAUAUAUAUAUAUAUAUGACUUAAUGUUGUAUACAUAGUCCAAAAAUAUACAUGGUUUGUUUGUGUUAAUAGACUUUUAGAAAGUGUUUGAUUCAUUAUCAUAGUUUUUAGCUCACCUGAGCUGAAAGCUCAAGUGAGCUUUUCUGAUCACCCGUAUUCCGGCGUCCGUCCGUCCGUCUGUCCGUCCGUCUGUAAACUUUUCACAUUUUCAACUUCUUCUCAACAACCACUGGGCCAAUUUCAACCAAAGUUGGCACAAAACAUCCUUAGGUAAAGGGAAUUCUAAAUUGUUAAAAUAAAGGGCCAGGCCACCUUCCAAGGGGAGAUAAUCAAGAAAAGGUAAAAAUAGGGUAGGGUCAUUAAAAAAUCUUUUUCUCAAGAACCACUGGGCCAGAAAAGAUGAAAUUUAUAGAUAAGCUUUAUUAGGUAGUGCAGAUUCUAAAUUGUUAAAAUCAUGGCCCCCGGGGGUCGGAUGGGGCCACAAUAGGGGAUCAAAAUUUUACAUACAAAUAUAUAGGGAAAAUCUUUAAAAAUCUUCUUCUCAAGAACCACUGAGCCAGAAAAGCUGAGAUUUAUAUGAAAGCUUCCUUAUAUAAUGCAGAUUCUAAAUUGUUAAAAUCAUGGCCCCCGGGGGUCGGAUGGGGCCACAAUAGGGGAUCAAAGUUUUACAUACAAAUAUAUAGGGAAAAUCUUCUUCUCAAGAACCACAGAGCCAGAAAAGCUGAGAUUUAUAUGAAAGCUUCCUUAUAUAAUGCAAAUUCUAAAUUGUUAAAAUCAUGGCCCCCGGAGGUCGGAUGGGGCCACAAUAGGGGGUCAAAGUUUUUUUUGUUUUUUUCUUCGUUUUUUGGGGUUUUUUUUAUAUAGUGCAGAUUCAAGUUCGUUAAAAUCAUGGACCCCGGGGAUUGAAUGGGGCCUCAAGGGGGCAUCAAAGUUUUACAUACAAAUUUAUGGGAAAAAUCUUUUAAAAUCUUCUUCUCAAGAACCACUGAGCCAGAAAAGCUGAGAUUUAUAUGAAAGCUUCCUGAUAUAGUGCAGAUUAUAAAUUGCUAAGAUCAUGGCCCCCGGGGGUCGGAUGGGGCCACAAUAGGGGAUCAAAGUUUUACAUACAAAUAUAUAGGGAAAAUCUUUAAAAAUCUUCUUCCCAGAACCACUAAGCCAGAAAGCUGAGAUUUAUAUGAAAGCUUUCUGAUAUAGUUCAGAUUCAGGUUUGUUGAAAUCAUGCCCCCCUGGGGUAGGAUGGGGCCACAAUAGGGGAUCAAAGUUUUACAUACAAAUAUAUAGGGAAAAUCUUUAAAAAUCUUCUUCUCAAGAACCAUUGGGCCAAAGAAGUUCAUAUUUACAUGAAAGCUUUCUGACAUAGUGUAGAUUCAAGUUUGCAAAAACCAUGGCCUCCAGGGGUAGGUUUGGGGCCAUAAUAGGGACUACGGUUUUACAUGCAAAUAGAUAUGGAAAAUCUUCUGAUAUGGACCAAGGUGACUCAGGUGAGCGAUGUGGCCCAUGGGCCUCUUGUUUUGUUUGCAAAGUUCUCAAUUUAAUACUUUGGUUUUGAAAGAAACUUCAUUAAUUUGAUUAAGGUUUUAUAUAAAAAAUUUAUAUGAUUUAUAUUAAAUAGUGAAAAUUU
This is a messenger RNA of Ostrea edulis (European flat oyster), 2806 nucleotides long. RefSeq lists its product as uncharacterized. The coding region runs from base 107 to 712 and encodes 201 amino acids. NCBI's taxonomy places the organism in Eukaryota, Metazoa, Mollusca, Bivalvia, Ostreida, Ostreidae. Gene Ontology annotation, biological process: double-strand break repair via nonhomologous end joining. The record is from RefSeq and is a predicted model, not a curated record. Gene Ontology annotation, molecular function: molecular adaptor activity. The transcript is spliced from 2 exons. Gene Ontology annotation, cellular component: site of double-strand break; nonhomologous end joining complex; nucleus.